AUGCACUUCACGCAGACCGAGUGGGCGCGGCUGGCCGAAUGGGAGAAGGUGCGCUUCAAAAACAUGAAGAGGAACCACCUGGCCAUGCUGGCCAUAGGUUUGUCCUCCACUCCUCCAGCCUUCAUGAAGAAGGGCCGGGCCAGAAGGGAGACGUUGGCGAGAGCACCCACUGCUGACAGCACCGACUCAGAUGAAGAGUGGACACCCAGUUUGGAGAGGAGACCUCCAGUGUCAAAGAGAGAGUGGUUGAAACAGCAGAAUGGCCAGUUGAACAGCUACAAGCGUGGAGGCAGCCUGCGCAGCAGACCCAGAGUGAGCUACACAGAGGAAGAGGAGCCCAAAGAUGAAGAUUACCUCUACUGUGAGGACUGUGAGUCUUUCUACAUUGAUGAGUGUGGGGUCCAUGGCCCCCCUAACUUCAUCCCUGACACCCCAGCUCCUAUAGGGGUCCCAGACCGAGCCAGACUCACCCUGCCACCUGGACUGGUGGUCAGCGAGUCCAACAUUCCAAACGCAGGUCUGGGGGUGUUCAACCAGGGUCAGACGGUGCCCAGAGGGGCGCACUUUGGCCCCUAUGAGGGAGAGGUGAUGGACAGGGACGAGGCCAUAGAGAGCGGAUACUCCUGGGUGACAUACAAGAGCCGACAUGUAGAUGAGUACAUAGACGCAAAGAGAGAAACUCACUCCAACUGGAUGAGGUAUGUGAACUGCGCUCGUGACGGUGAGGAGCAGAACCUGGUGGCGUUUCAGUACAGAGGGGGGAUUGUGUAUCGCUGCGGUAAGACCAUCGCCCCUGGAGAGGAGCUGCUGGUCUGGUAUGGAGAGGACUACGCCAGAGACCUGGGCAUCACCUUCGACUACCUGUGGGACAUCAAGAGUAGCGCCAAAGGUACAUCACAAUAUGAUGAGAAUAUUGAAAUGAAUGACAAGGUGUCGGCGUCUCAGGUGUUCUCGUGCUCCUUGUGUCUGUUUUCCUACACGGCUCAAAUCUACCUCCACAAGCACAUCAAGAGGAGCCACACGGACGAGUACGUGCGACUGCUGAGGUCUGGAGAGAUCAGACCAGAGACUUUGGCACCUUCCAGAAGCGGUGCCCAACACAAACAAAAACAUUUAACUGUGCCGUCCAGGUCAACAUCCAGUAAAGUCGCCCCUAACCCCUCUUCACAACAGGAAGGAGCGAAUGACAAGAGAAGUCACCACUGCACUCAGUGUGGCAAGACCUUUACUCGAGAGGCACAUCUCAAACAACACCAGCGCACUCACACAGGAGAGAGGCCGUACCACUGCACUCAGUGUGGCAAGAGCUUUACUGAGGGGGGAAGUCUCAAACUACACCAGCGCACUCACACAGGAGAGAGGCCGUACCAUUGCACUCAGUGUGGCAAGAGCUUCACUGUUGGGGGAAAUCUGAAACGACACCAGCGCACUCACACAGGAGAGAGGCCGUACCACUGCACUCAGUGUGGCAAGAGCUUUACUCUAGAGGGAACUCUCAAACUACACCAGCGCAUUCACAUAGGAGAGAGGCCGUACCACUGCACUCAGUGUGGCAAGACCUUUACUCAAGAGCAUCAUCUCAAACUACACCAGCGCACUCACACAGGAGAGAGGCCGUACCACUGCACUCAGUGUGGCAAGAGCUUUACUCAAGAGGGAACUCUCAAAGCACACCAGCGCACUCACACAGGAGAGAGGCCGUACCACUGCACUCAGUGUGGCAAGACCUUUACUUCUACGGGUCAAUUAAAGACACACCGGUGCACUCACACGAAAGAGCCCUAA
This is a messenger RNA of Clupea harengus (Atlantic herring), 1785 nucleotides long. Its product is annotated as histone-lysine N-methyltransferase PRDM9-like. Gene Ontology annotation, cellular component: nucleus. Gene Ontology annotation, biological process: embryo development; regulation of transcription by RNA polymerase II. The record is from RefSeq and is a predicted model, not a curated record. The transcript is spliced from 8 exons. Gene Ontology annotation, molecular function: protein binding; histone methyltransferase activity; RNA polymerase II transcription regulatory region sequence-specific DNA binding. The coding region runs from base 1 to 1785 and encodes 594 amino acids. NCBI's taxonomy places the organism in Eukaryota, Metazoa, Chordata, Actinopteri, Clupeiformes, Clupeidae.